AUGGCAGACGACAGACGAGAGCUCGUCCGUAAUGCAGUUUCGUUCCUCUCAGACUCUACGGCCCAACAAGCGCCGCUUGCUCAGCGUGUGCAAUUCCUUGAAGCAAAAGGCCUCAGUGGACCAGAGAUUGAUGAGGCAAUGAAGCAGGCGGCAAGCCAGGCUACGCGCUCGCAACAGCCUCAGAAUAAUUUCCAAUCACCAUAUCUCACAUAUGGAUCAGCUCCCUAUCCCAGCUAUCCUUCUCAGCAAUGGGACUGGCGCGAUUAUUUCAUAACUGCUGUGAUAUCGGGGUCAGUGGUGUAUGGUGCCAUUUCGCUGUUCAAGAAAUAUCUUCAACCACACCUCAUUCCUCCCGCAGCGACAGCAUACGAACAAGACCGCGAUGGACUGACAGCACAGUUUGAUGCUGCAGAGGCCCUCUUGAAAGAAAUUCAGGCAGAAACCGAAGCCGUCAAGUCUGCGGUGUAUGAACAAAAUGAACGGGUGAACAAAGUCACCAAAGACGUUGAGUCGGCAGUAGUCGAAAUGCGGGAAGGCGAGUCAAAGACGCGGGACGAGAUGCGUGAAAUUCGUGAUGAAGUGGAGAAUAUCCGAGAUAUGCUACCUAAGAUGAUCGAGAAGAACAAGGAAACUCAGAAGGAAUCCCUUUCUGAGCUGCAACAAGAACUCAAAUCUCUCAAGGCUCUGCUGCUUAGUCGCGGGUCUGCUCCAAUGACAAGCUCCCCUUCUACACCAAUACCCUCGUUGGCCGGUAGACCAUCGAUACCUUCAUGGCAAUUAGCUAGCCCAGCACCAGUGCCAUCUACUGCAGAUUCAGUUGUGGUCACGCAACAUCCACUCUCCCCCACGUCGAUUCCUCUGCCAGCCUCACCUGUAAUACUUCCAACAACAGCUUCUCCACCUCAAGUGUCUGACACCCAGCCAAGCGACCAUCCCACAGAGGAGGCACCUGCCACAGAAUACUCUGUUAGCCUCCCAAAACCCGUAUCAGUUUCUACCGGGAUAGAAGAACAUCAUCAGCUACCUAAUGAUCUUCCUAUUGAUACAGACACGGCACUUUCGUCAGAAGUCCACAGCUCAGAUUCUGGAGACAUUAAUGGCAACGCCGAUGUUCUCAUUCACACAGCCCUAUCUGCUUCCCAUGUAACAGAAGUUCACAGCUCGGGUUCUGGAAAUAUCGAUGGCAACGCCGAUGUUCCUAUUCAUAUAGACGCAUCUGUUUCGCAUGUAUCAGAAGUUCAAGACUCGCAUUCUGGAGAAACCGAUGGAACUGCCGAUAUUGCCAUUCAUACAGACGCAUCUGCUUCUAAUGUACCAGAAGUUCAAGACUCGCGUUCGGGAGACGUCGAUGGCAACGCCGAUAUUUCUAUUCAUACAGACCCAUCUGCUUCACAUACGUCAGAAGUUCAAGACUCGCAUUCUGAAUACAUUAAUGGCCACGCCGAUGUUCCCAUCCAAAUAGAAGAAUCUGCGUCAGACAGCAAUGGCGAUGGUGAAAAGAUAGAACAUGCUCCAGAAAUCGCUGCUACUGUGCCUUCAUCAAAAUGCAGCGAAGCCGACGUAGAAGCUCUUCAAGAACGUCUAAGACUUGUUGAACAACGGUUUUCAGAUGUGUCAACGUCUUUCAAAAAACUUCAGGCAGAACGGUCGGCUGUGGAUGAUGUCAUUCUGGAAUUGACUCCUUUGGAGGAUGCUGAUGAUGCAACCGUGCUACGUGACUACCUGUCUAAUAUGAACAUGAAGACUGAGCUUACACAGGAUGAACUGCAGCGUCUCAACGGAAAACUGACACGUCAAGAGGAACGUAUCGAGGAGCUCAGAGAUACUCACAGGCUUGAAACUAGGUCUCAGUUGGACCAGAUCCACAAGCUUCGUCAACAGCUCAGCGAAGCAGAAGCCCUCGUUGCAGCCUCUCAAGUUUCAGCUUCUCUUACGGAAGAAGAAACAGCGAAACGGAAUGCCGAGAUUGAAAGACUUUCAGUCGAGGUUGCCAAAGCAAAAGAAGUGGCAAAAGAAGAAGAAGAGAAACGUGUUAAGGCAAUCAGCCUCCUGAAGACUGUGAGACAGAAGCUUGUCAAAGCCGAGAAGGACAGAGAUGAUGCGCUGAAGGAAAUCGGAGAAUCUAAAGAAAAGGACAGGCAAGAACGAGAAAAAGAGAGGGUUGAACGAGCAAGGUUACAGUCGGAAAUCGAUGCAGUCAAUGCAGAGCGAGAGAAAGCGGUAACAGGCUUAAGGACCCAGUUCGACAAAGAGGUAGCUGUUGUCAGGGACCGCAGUGAAAAGGAGCUUUCUGCCACCCGCGCACAAUUCGAAGUCGAAAUUGCAGCGCUAAAGAUGUCGCAUUCAACGGAAUUGACUCUUAAGAGGUCGCAGAUCGCUACGUUGGAGGCAUCUGUCAACAAUCUUUCUAGGGAGAACAGGUCAUUCUUUGAGCAACUCCAGAUUCGGCAGGCCGAGUUAGAAUCCUCUCAGCACCACGUCGGGACCCUCCAGAGUCAACAUACUGAACUGCAGUUUCAGCUUAGGGAAGCACAGGAUCGCCUUACUCUUCUCGCCGAGGAAAUCUCGGAUCUUCGAGGGGAACAGGAAACGCGACCGCAUGGGCCAGGCGCUCCCCAGGAAGACGUCUCACAGCUCAUUUCCACGAUGGAAGCCAAGUACGAGGCCAGAUUGGCAGAAAUCAAGAGGAACUUGGUCCUCGCAGAAAAGGAGCGUACAGAGAGCGAAGCAGACUGGAGUCGCAAGCUCUGCGAUAAGAGUAGAGAAACGGAUGAACUGAAGAUGACUCUGCAGUCUUCCGCAAAGUUACGGGAAGAGAAAGAGAGCACUACAGGGGUGCUGAAAACUGAGAUCGAGAAGCUAACAGCUGAGGUGCAAAAUCACCAGCGUCAUGCGUUGGAACUUCAGCUACAGGUUGACCGUAUGAACGAUACUGAGGCAUCGUUCCAGCUUCGCAUCUCAGAUGCUCAAGCAGAAGCCGAAGGUUACAAGAGCCAGCUUGAAAACCUGAAGGCUCAUGAAGUACAGUUACGUGGUCACAUCAAGACGCUCCGAGAAGAACUCCGCAAGGUGCAAAACUCAGCUGCUCUGCUUGAGCGUCAGCGCAAUCCAGGAGUGGGUUAUUGGACCUCACGGACCGAGAACACUGAUUCUCGCGCGUCAAUGUCAUCUGGUUCUGAUCUUCCAUCGCGAGUUGCAUCUCCUGGACCAACAUCGCCCACCCCGUCCAAAGGCGAUGAAGACAUCAACCUGGAGUACCUUCGAAACGUGAUAUUACAGUUUUUGGAGCAUAAGGAGAUGAGACCCAAUCUCGUUCGCGUUUUGUCCAUCAUCUUGCGUUUUACACCACAAGAGACCCGGAGGCUGAUAGCAAAAGUUUAG
Messenger RNA from Suillus bovinus, 3381 nucleotides. RefSeq lists its product as uncharacterized. Gene Ontology annotation, molecular function: signaling receptor binding. Bases 1 to 3381 code for a protein of 1126 amino acids. Gene Ontology annotation, cellular component: peroxisomal importomer complex; peroxisomal membrane. Gene Ontology annotation, biological process: protein import into peroxisome matrix, docking. The transcript is spliced from 14 exons. The record is from RefSeq and is a predicted model, not a curated record. NCBI's taxonomy places the organism in Eukaryota, Fungi, Basidiomycota, Agaricomycetes, Boletales, Suillaceae.